Messenger RNA from Oryza sativa Japonica Group (Japanese rice), 1340 nucleotides. RefSeq names its product transcription factor JAMYB-like. The record is from RefSeq and is a predicted model, not a curated record. NCBI's taxonomy places the organism in Eukaryota, Viridiplantae, Streptophyta, Magnoliopsida, Poales, Poaceae. Gene Ontology annotation, molecular function: sequence-specific DNA binding; DNA-binding transcription factor activity. Gene Ontology annotation, cellular component: nucleus. Gene Ontology annotation, biological process: regulation of DNA-templated transcription.
UGCCAUUGCUCUCCCACCAAUCCAUCUCUCUUCUCUCUCUCUCUCUCUCUACAACUUCUCAGCUAAGCUAAGCCAAGCUAGAGCCAUCUAGCUACUUUUGCUGCUUUCUCUCUCCUCCUGCAACACACGACCUAGCUGAGAGCUGAGCUGAGUUGCGCCGGCCAUGGCAGCAUCGCAGAGGAGCAGGAGCACGGCGGCGCAGCUCGACGUCGACGACCAGGCGGCGGCCGAUCAGCUGAUGACGAUGAUGCGGCGGCCAGCGGCGGUACUACAGGAUGAGGCCGCCGCCGAGGAGGAGGCCUCCGCGGCGGCAGCGGACCUGCAGCUGGAGCUCCGGCGAGGGCCGUGGACCGUCGACGAGGACCUCACCCUCGUCAACUACAUCGCCGACCACGGCGAGGGACGCUGGAACUCCCUCGCCCGCGCCGCCGGGUUGAAGAGGACGGGGAAGAGCUGCAGGCUGCGGUGGCUGAACUACCUCCGGCCCGACGUGAAGCGCGGCAACUUCACCGCCGACGAGCAGCUGCUCAUCCUCGACCUCCACUCCCGAUGGGGCAACCGGUGGUCAAAGAUAGCGCAGCAUUUGCCAGGGAGGACCGACAACGAGAUCAAGAACUACUGGAGGACCCGAGUGCAAAAGCAUGCCAAGCAGCUGAACUGCGAUGCCAACAGUGCUAGGUUCAAGGAUGCUAUGAGAUAUCUAUGGAUGCCUCGCCUCGCCGAUGCAAGCCAGCUCGGUGAUCACCAUGGGUAUAAUAGUACCACUGCCAUGGGCGAUGCUCAUGGGAUGCCAGUGAUGACAUCGUCGUCGUCGGACUCGUUCGCGACAUCAGAGUCAUACGAUGGGGGCCUUUAUGCAAAUGUGCAGGACAAUGAGAUGGUGAAUGGUGGGGACUACUGGAUGCAGGGAGCAAAUAAAGGGUUUUGUAGUAAUUAUGAGUCAGAGCAACUUCAUCCUCAUGAGCAUAGCCAGUUUCAGGAUCCAGAUCUUGUUGGUUGGGUUCAGGGCUUUUCUGAGGGCAUUUCCGAGAAUUUUUGGAGCUUGGAGGACAUUUGGAAGAUGUAGUGAAUUUUGCAUUAAUUUGUAUUGUGGCUAUAUAUACACAUACGUACAGGAGUAUACAUUUUAUAAUAUUGAUUGAUAACUCGUGGAACAAAGAUUAGAGUCAGCUUAUUCUAACUUCAAAAGUUACUACGAGAGAAAAAAAGUAAAUUUCUUCUUUGAUUUUCCUUUUUUUUUGUAUGGAUGUCGAUUGACACAUAUGUAUAUGUUGUCCCAACAAUGUAAAACAUAUAAGAAGACGUGAUUGUUACUACAACUUUUGGGCACUUUUUUUUUA